This is a messenger RNA of Ylistrum balloti, 1257 nucleotides long. RefSeq lists its product as uncharacterized. The record is from RefSeq and is a predicted model, not a curated record. Bases 1 to 1257 code for a protein of 418 amino acids. Lineage: Eukaryota; Metazoa; Mollusca; Bivalvia; Pectinida; Pectinidae. The transcript has a single exon.
AUGGUACACGGCGGAGGAUCCUGUUCCGGUGGCGGUUUUAGUGGUGGAGGAUACAGUGGAGGUACAUUUAUGUCUACAAACAAUUACUAUGGUGGUAGCAGCAAUGCAAACUCAGAGGAGUGCGCUAAGUGCAUGACAGGUGUAUUUCGUUGUCUCGGCGUGUGUAUCUGCUGUAAAGGUCAAGACCAUUUCCACACCAUAAUGAUCUUCUGGGGAUGGGUUAUAGUAUUAUUCUUGAUAACAGGAUUGUCGGUGGGUCUUGGAAGGUUCGGAUCUACAGAUAUUCCCGUCAGUCCCUCAGAUAUGGUCAUAAUGAAACGAGGGAUCGAUCCGGUUUUAUGCGAGGGAGUGAGCGUGCGAACCACCCUCCCUGUCAAUACAUAUCUUCUUCCAUCAGCUCCAAACAUUGCUUCAGAGCGUGUGACAUAUUCUUUUAAUAAGACAACAUUUGUCGACGAGGACAAGUAUGAGUACUGGGGUUUCUACCUUAUCGCUGGCUCAGAUAUCGAAAUAAUCACAUGUACAAGGUACUAUGGCACCAUGUAUAUCAUCAAAGGGGAUCGUCAGUUUGGUCACUGGAAGGAAGACAAUGACGAUUCAAGAAAUAGCAAGACGAAAAAGACUAUAGGGGGCUGUAAUUAUCCGAGUUACCUCAAUACAAGGGUUUCUUAUCACAUCAGCAGCACGGAUGAGUACUAUUUUGUGUUUGCCAAUCAUGACUAUUUCAUGUUAGAUAUUGAUAUCUCGUUCAGGCUGAACCGCACGGUGUAUGACUUGGGUGAACGUCAGAAUAUUGUUUGCAGCAACUCCACAGCAUGUGACGUAACAUUUUUGGGAACCGAUUCCUCGGAAUCCAUUGUGGUAUAUGUACCGCCUUCAGACGAGUUUGAUUUUGACGUCACUACAAAAUGUUUGACCCGAGACUAUCUUUUUGUUGUGAUAUUUCUGCUGAUACCUGUCAUGAUAGGUAGUUUGUUCACUAUCUGUAUGUUACACAGAAAACGGAGAGCUGACCGCAUCUCUAUUAGAUCAGCUCAUGACGGUCAACGCCGGACUUUUACCAGAAAUUCUCUCCCUCCUCAAUACCAGACAAUGCGUGAAGAGUCGGAACCGAAUCAGAAACUAACUGCUCCCUACUAUGGUUGUCAGAACGACGGAAUGACUGUCAAACCACCUUCCUAUGGUUGUCAGGACGAUGGAUUGGCCGUGAAACCUCCCACCUAUGAAGAAGCGGUCGCACGAAGUGAUAGAGUUUGA